AUAUUUUAUUUUUGCGGUAACACUCAGUGCGAUAUGACUCGUUCAAUUCAGAUAUGUACGAUAUUCGUCAUUAUACAGUGGCUCGUGUUUGUGAACAGUGCGCCUUUGUUACAAGGAAUAAGCAUUACGAGAAAUUUCGACAUCUCCUUGAAGCCGUUUCAAUUUAAACCAAUAACAUUUAUUCGAGAAAAAUGGGGACCUUUUGGAGCUUUCGGCAGAAGACAUUCUGUUACAAAGAGACAAGCAGAACCAGGCAGGCAGAAUGUGCCAAACUCUGUUAUUCCUCUUGUGACUAACGUAGGGAACGGCAUAAUACCGAUACCUGCUCCUGUGACUCUUCCAUCAGCGUUAAAUAAUGAGAUCAGUAUAUCGCCAUCAUCAAUAUCACCCAUCUCAAUGGUAUCACACAUACCAGUACCUGUUACUCCUCCUCCGGCGCCUGUCUACGAAAAUGUUGCUGAAGGACCUAAUUUUCUGAUACCAUCUGCUCAAGUAAAUAUCGCAUCUUCAACACCAUUAUUGAAUAUUACACCACCACCUCCAAUCGUACGAAAUAAUUUUAUUCAACCUCCAUUAAGAGGAGCUGUAUCAGAGCCACCAAUAGUAUCUGUUCCAAGUGUUAUUACUCCACCUCCUGUUACGCCGUAUCGUCUUAAUACUGCUAUCACUCAGUCUAUACCUGUUAAUCCUUAUUUAAAUCUCCUGAACAAUCCACCUCCUAUUUAUGAUAGUGGUCCGACAAGAGUGAAUUUAUUGGUACCAAAUAAUGAUCAAACUCAAUUGGUGAAUUCAGAGCUUCCAUCAGCUACCAGAAGAGGUAUAUUAGUACGUUUUGGUGAAUUUUUCUUACAACUGUUGACUCGUUUUAUUACUACAUCACGUUUUAAUCGCGCUAAUUUGCCGCCAACGCAGUGA
Galleria mellonella (greater wax moth) is the source of this 915-nucleotide messenger RNA. RefSeq lists its product as uncharacterized. Bases 34 to 915 code for a protein of 293 amino acids. The transcript has 2 exons. Lineage: Eukaryota; Metazoa; Arthropoda; Insecta; Lepidoptera; Pyralidae. The record is from RefSeq and is a predicted model, not a curated record.